Molecule: messenger RNA, 906 nt
Organism: Colletotrichum abscissum
Lineage: Eukaryota; Fungi; Ascomycota; Sordariomycetes; Glomerellales; Glomerellaceae
Exons: 2
Coding region: 1-906 (301 amino acids)
Source: RefSeq, a predicted model, not a curated record
AUGGCGCCUCUACGCCGAUAUUUGAGGAUCACAAAGUACUCCGUUCUCGAGUGUCGCAUCUAUCUCGACAAUCCGGCAUUGGCACAAAGCUGGCUUCUCAAUCCUCGGAACCCCAUCUUACCCAAGGUCAUCGAGAGCGUCCGUCCAUUGGUGUUACCAAAACUACGUGAAGAGAAGGAGAGAGAAAGGGCAAAGAAGAAGAGUUCUAAAAAGAAGACUAUCAAGGAUGUUGUUGUCCAAGAUGAGUUUGAGGUCUCCAUGUUUUUGACCGAGACAAGUACGCGCCAUUCGCUGCUCACUAAGCACAAGCACUUCCGCGACAAAGCGCCCGGGAAGUUGCAGUCAAACUCCAACAAACUGAUAAACGAAACGAAUGACGUACCUAUUGAUCUAGACAUAGAGUCCGAGGCAGUCGCUGGUACGGUGCCUAUUCGGCAGGAAAGUGAAUCCGAGGACGACACUGCCGGCCUUUCCCGCAUCCCCGCUGUCGAUGAAACAAGCCGGCCUCGGCGAUCAAAAAGACAGCGCGGAGAACCUCGCGAUGAUCAAGAUGCCGACUACGCGACGACCUCGGACAAUGAUGCUGGCGCCGAGGCUUCGGCGAUUGAGAUAGACUCCGACGACGAUGCUCCCCGGCCGUCCAAGCGUGUCAAGAAGCAAGAGACUGGGUCCGACCUAGAGGAAGACGGCGACGACAAGAAGAAGAUGGCAAUGGAUGUCUCCUAUGAAGGUUUCGCGAUCUACGGUCGUGUGCUUUGCCUCGUUGUCAAGAAGCGCCAAGGUCUAAGAUUAGCAUCGUCGACUGCAGCUGGGGGUGCCAAGCAGCCUGCAGGUCAAGCCAGCAUGGAGAACUGGAUCAGCUCUACCCAGAUGCCCAACCCUGGUGCCGAGGAGGACGCACCAUGA